Molecule: messenger RNA, 1206 nt
Organism: Erigeron canadensis
Lineage: Eukaryota; Viridiplantae; Streptophyta; Magnoliopsida; Asterales; Asteraceae
Exons: 2
Coding region: 1-1206 (401 amino acids)
Source: RefSeq, a predicted model, not a curated record
AUGGCACCAAGAAGGGUCGAUGCUGAGACAAGCGCUGAGGCUAGACGCCAAGAGGAAGAGGCUAAGCGAAGGGCUGAGUUGGCGACUCUCAUAUCCCAACAAAUCAAUGAUGCCAUGCCGAACAUCGCCGCUCAAAUUGCUGAGAAUGUGACUGCUACCAUCAACAUGGCAAGAGGGCAAGAAGGUAGAGGAAAUGCCAAUGACCGAAAUGCUUACAAGACUUUUACGUCUUGCAACCCAAAGGAGUUUUAUGGGACGGAGGGUCCCGUUGGGUUGCUGUCUUGGUUUCAAAGCAUGGAGGCAGUACUAAACAUCAUUGAUUGUACACCCGCCGACCGUGUCAAGUUUGCGGCAAGUAAGCUUCAAGGGAGGGCACUAACCUGGUGGAACCUCCAAGUCACCACGAGAAGUGUCGCCACGAUGAAUGCAUUGACAUGGGAGCAGUUCAAAGAGGAAAUGAAAAGGGAGUAUUGCCCUAGACCAGCAGUUCAGAAGUUGGAAAUUGAGUUUUGGAAUCACACCAUGAAAGGAAUGGAGUUGGAGGCGUAUGCGAUUCGCUUCCAUGAGUUGUGUGUGCUAGUGCCGGAUAUGGUGAACACCGAAGCAAAGAAAGUGGAAAGGUUUGUUUAUGGAUUGGCACCCAAAGUGAGAUUGAUGGUCACGACGGCGAACCCCGCCACACUGGGAGAAGCUGUGAGUUUGUCGACGAAGCUAGUCAAUGAUCUAGUUAGGACUGGGAAGUACUCACGAGGCGAGGCGAGUUCGAAGCAAGGUGGAGGAAACCGAUUUGGUGAUCAUAAGGGGAGUGGGCCUGAUAAGAGGCAGAAGAUUGUGAGGAAUUAUGGUAUCAAUGAAGCUAACCCCAGCCCGAACCACGGGCAGACACCAAGAUGCAACCGUUGUGGGAACCAUCAUCGUGAUGAAUGCAAGCAUGGAAUAAGAGUUGGAGGGAUUCGGAAUGGAUGUCAUGAAUGUGGGAGUACCGAGCAUUGGAAGAAUGCAUGUCCUAGAUUGAGAAGGGCACAAGGCAACCGUAGGGAUGGAAAUGGUAACCGUGGGAACUUUAGGAAUGUCGGAAAUCGUGGAAACCAAGUGAACCAAGGCAAUGGAAACCGAAUGAAUCAAGGAAAUGGUGGGAACAGAGGAAAUGGUGGGAAUCAAGCGAACGUGGGAAAUCAAGGAAAUAACAACAACCAAGGAAACUGA